Molecule: messenger RNA, 552 nt
Organism: Didymosphaeria variabile
Lineage: Eukaryota; Fungi; Ascomycota; Dothideomycetes; Pleosporales; Didymosphaeriaceae
Exons: 1
Coding region: 1-552 (183 amino acids)
Source: RefSeq, a predicted model, not a curated record
AUGACUGACUUGUCACUCCCUCGUCCCGGCCCUGUCGCCAUCAGCCUCCUAGCCCUCGUCUCCGUCUGGGCAGUAGUCUCCUCCUACAAGCACAAGAACGACAUGCACAAGCAUCUCGCAGCAUCUGAGCGCCGCCACAUCGCUGAGAAGCAGGCCCUUUCCGUCAAGCUGCUCACCGAAAAGCACGAGCUCGAGCUCAAGGUGCUCAGCGUCACCCACGACCUGGACCAGACCAAGGUAGACUUAGCAUUCGAGAAGUCCCGUCGCGAGAUCCAGGAGAAGGAGAACGCCGCGCACGAGGCCUUGCAUCGAUCGGCCGUACAGACGGUGGAGAUGCAAGAGGAACAGAUCAACAACCACGAAGCCUUCCGUCAGUCUGCUAAACAGUUGGUGGAGAUUCAGACUGCCAAGGUCCGUAAGCACGAAGCCACGCUUGAGGCUGCCAAGGACUUGAUGGAGGCGCAUCAGCGGCGGAUUCGCGAUCUUGAGGGUGAGGUUGCUCGUCUGCGCGAGGGGAACGAGGUGACGCCGCCGCCAGCGUAUCACACUUAG